Messenger RNA from Phragmites australis (common reed), 2089 nucleotides. RefSeq names its product glucose-1-phosphate adenylyltransferase small subunit 1, chloroplastic/amyloplastic. Lineage: Eukaryota; Viridiplantae; Streptophyta; Magnoliopsida; Poales; Poaceae. Gene Ontology annotation, molecular function: glucose-1-phosphate adenylyltransferase activity. The record is from RefSeq and is a predicted model, not a curated record. Bases 143 to 1681 code for a protein of 512 amino acids. Gene Ontology annotation, biological process: glycogen biosynthetic process. The transcript is spliced from 10 exons.
GCACCAGUGACACAAAAAGGAAGAAAGCAGAAAAGCCUCCGAAACUUGCAGAGCCUCCGAAACUCCACAGUGUCAGUUCCUCGGUCAGUGCCCCACCACCGUCGCUCGGCCGUCGCUGCGAGCUCGCUCUGUCCCACCGCCGAUGGCAACGGUGACGGGCGCGAUGGCCGCCACCUACAGGGCCCCGAUACCGGCCGCAUUCUCUGCCCCCGGCGAUCUCGGCCUCGGCCGCCGCGGCGCGGGGUCGCCCGGUUGGCGCUGCAGCGCCGGCGGGAGGUGGCUGCGGGCGGCGGCGCCGGCCGGGAGGUCGUUUGUGUUCUCGCCGAUGGCCGUGUCGGACUCGCGGAGCUCGCAGACGUGCCUCGAUCCGGACGCCAGCACGAGUGUUCUUGGGAUCAUCCUUGGAGGUGGCGCAGGGACAAGGCUGUAUCCGCUGACGAAGAAGAGGGCGAAACCGGCGGUGCCGUUGGGUGCCAACUACAGGCUCAUAGAUAUCCCUGUCAGCAAUUGCCUGAACAGCAAUGUGUCCAAGAUCUAUGUGCUGACGCAGUUCAACUCGGCUUCGCUCAAUCGCCACCUCUCGAGGGCCUAUGGGAGCAACAUUGGUGGGUACAAGAACGAGGGAUUCGUUGAAGUCCUUGCAGCGGAGCAGAGCCCGGAGAAUCCUAACUGGUUUCAGGGUACUGCAGAUGCUGUGCGUCAGUAUUUGUGGCUAUUCGAGGAGCACAAUGUUAUGGAGUUCCUUAUUCUGGCUGGCGAUCACCUGUACCGUAUGGACUACCAGAAAUUCAUUCAAGCCCACAGAGAAACAGAUGCUGAUAUAACUGUUGCCGCCCUGCCAAUGGAUGAACAACGUGCAACUGCAUUUGGUCUUAUGAAAAUUGAUGAUGAAGGGAGGAUAGUUGAGUUUGCAGAAAAACCCAAAGGAGAGAAGUUGAAAUCAAUGAUGGUUGACACCACUAUACUGGGCCUUGAUCCUGAGAGGGCCAAGGAAUUGCCUUAUAUUGCUAGUAUGGGAAUCUAUGUUUUUAGCAAAGAUGUGAUGCUUCGGCUUCUCCGAGAAAACUUACCUGCAGCAAAUGACUUUGGAAGUGAGGUCAUUCCUGGCGCAACAGAAAUUGGAAUGAGGGUUCAAGCUUACUUAUAUGAUGGUUACUGGGAAGAUAUUGGUACUAUCGAGGCAUUUUAUAAUGCAAACUUGGGAAUAACGAAGAAGCCUGUACCAGAUUUUAGCUUCUAUGACCGUUCUGCUCCAAUUUAUACGCAACCUAGAUACUUGCCUCCUUCAAAGGUUCUCGAUGCUGAUGUGACAGACAGUGUUAUUGGUGAAGGUUGUGUUAUUAAAGAUUGCACAAUCAACCAUUCCGUGGUUGGACUCCGUUCCUGCAUUUUUGAAGGUGCAGUGAUAGAGGACUCUUUGCUAAUGGGUGCAGACUAUUACGAGACCGAACAUGAUAAGAAAGUCCUUUCGGAGACUGGUGGCAUUCCCAUUGGUAUCGGGAAGAAUGCGCAUAUCAGAAAAGCAAUAAUCGACAAGAAUGCUCGUAUCGGAGAAAAUGUGAAGAUAAUCAACUUUGACAAUGUCCAAGAAGCAGUAAGGGAGACAGAAGGAUACUUCAUCAAAAGUGGCAUUGUCACUGUGAUUAAGGAUGCCUUAAUCCCUAGCGGAACAGUCAUAUAAAGUUAACCUUCACCAUGUAGAUAAGGUUGGUUUCCAGCAGAUGUGAUCGCUGAUGUGCAUCAAGUUAUCUCCUUCCUUUCCAGACCAUGGCUUGUUUCCAUGUUGCAAAGUCACCAAGCUCCACAUCAACGUGCGAGGAUAUCACCAAAAGAGUGAAAUGGUGCCACUUAAGGGCACCAUUUUCCUGUCACUAGUAUGAGGCGAUGGGAAAAUAUGUUGUCGAGUCUGAAAAAUCUGAAUUUUCAACAACAAAAAGAAUUUGGAUACUUCGAUACAUGUAAUUGCAUAUUUUUGCAGUUUCAGACUUCAUAUAUCUUGUGUGUAGGCACUUUGCCGCCUGAAUGCAUGCUCCCUGCCUUGCCCAGGGAAAUGAGGAUCAAAUAUGCCAUCCAUGUCAUGGAUUUUUUC